Zerene cesonia (dogface butterfly) is the source of this 2290-nucleotide messenger RNA. It is a transcript of the gene Ir68a, whose product is annotated as glutamate receptor ionotropic, delta-1. Gene Ontology annotation, cellular component: membrane. The record is from RefSeq and is a predicted model, not a curated record. The coding region runs from base 1 to 2112 and encodes 703 amino acids. Lineage: Eukaryota; Metazoa; Arthropoda; Insecta; Lepidoptera; Pieridae. The transcript has 8 exons. Gene Ontology annotation, molecular function: glutamate-gated receptor activity.
AUGCUUCGAAUAACAGCAUUCGUACUGCUUGGGAUUGGGGUUAGCUUUGUAUCUGCAGAUAUUGGGCCAAUUAUAAAAGAGUUAAAAGUAAAGACAGAUUUACAGUAUGUUAUCAUCGAUAUAUUAAAUCACAUAGCGAGGAAAGAAGAUGUUUCAUGCGUCGCCGCAUUCACCGACACCGUUUACUUGAACGUGUUUGAAGGAGGGCUGUUUAAGAAAACUUUUCCAAUGGCUUUUGUGACGAUUGUUGUAGAAGAGCGUGAAGAUUUGCUCUCACCGAACUUUCAUACGCUAGAAUCUAUACGAGAAGCGAAAAAAGAUGGCUGCAAUGUUUAUUUAAUUAUAUUAGCGAACGGUUUGCAAGCUACGAGGUUGCUAACAUUUGGGGAUAGAUACCGCCUGCUUGAUACCAGAGCCAUGUACAUAAUGCUCCACGACAUAAGACUAUUUCACAGCGAUUUCCACUACCUUUGGAAGCGAAUAGUCAACGUUAUUUUCAUAAAGCACCAUAAGAAAGUCAUUGGCAAAUUUAAGAGCAAAGCAUGGUUCGAUUUAACUACCAUACCAUUUCCUAAUCCGAUAAAAGAGGUUUUUAUAUCGCAAAGGGUCGAUAUUUGGAGAAAUGGUAGGUUCCACUAUGGAAGAAACUUGUUCGUAGAUAAGACAAGCAAUUUAAAUGGUGAGAUUUUAAACGUGGUGUAUUUAGAGCAUGUCCCCUCCGUGACGGUAGUGAAAACAAAUGAAACGAACAAAAUCAGCGGUGUUGAAGUGGAAAUCCUCAACACAUUGUCACAAAAGAUGAAUUUCAAACCGAAAUUAUACCAAGCAAUUCACGCAGACUUCCAUAAAUGGGGUGAAAAGCUGGCCAAUGGUUCUUUUUCCGGUCUUCUCGGUGAAAUAGUGAAUGGUAAAGCGGAUUUAGCACUAGCCAAUCUGCAGUACACACCAUACCAUUUGGAUUUAACCGACUUAAGUAUACCCUACACAUCGCAAUGUUGGACGUUCCUUACGCCUGAAGCGCUGACUGACAAUUCUUGGAAAACACUCAUCUUGCCUUUUAAAUUGUACAUGUGGAUCGCCGUACUCCUGGUACUAUUAGUAACAGGAUCGAUCUUUUUCGGCUUAGCCUAUUAUUACUUGGACUUGUUAGAUUUCAAGGAGCAAUCAAGAAAUUUACAAAACAAAGAAAAUUUUAGUGAAAAAUCCCCUCACGUAAUUAAUGGACAUGCAAAACCAGUCGGGUUAUAUUUGUUCGGCGAAAUUACAAAUAGCAUUCUUUAUACAUAUGGAAUGUUACUCGUCGUUUCACUGCCUAAGCUGCCAACGGGCUGGUCGAUACGGCUUUUGACCGGAUGGUACUGGUUAUAUUGUAUUUUAUUAGUAGUAUCGUACAGAGCGAGUAUGACAGCCAUUCUAGCCAACCCAGCACCUAGAGUCACUAUAGACACCUUAAAAGAAUUAGUCGAUAGCAAGCUCCCUUGUGGUGGCUGGGGCAGCGAAACUAAGAAUUUCUUUCAACAAUCCUUAGAUGAGAAAGGCCAGAAAAUUGGAGAGAAAUUCGAAAGUAUUAACGAUCCCGAUGAAGCCGCUGAAAGAAUCGCUCAGGGCGUUUUCGCAUACUACGAUAGCGCCAAUUUUCUUAAAUACCUCAGCGUUAAACGAAGAAAUGUGAACAUGCACAUCCAAGACGAUAAUUCGACGAUGAAUGGCACUGGAAUGGUAAAUAGAACAGGCAUGGAAAGGAGUCUUCAUAUUAUGUCCGAUUGUGUGGUUAACACACCGAUUUCUAUAGGUUUUCAUAAAAAUUCACCUUUAAAGCCUCUAGCUGAUAUAUAUUUACGUCGUAUUGUUGAAGUGGGUCUGGUGGAGAAAUGGCUUAAUGAUGCCAUGUACAAAAUAAGAUCCUUAGACACUAGUGAAGAAGAAAUCAAAGCUUUGAUAAAUCUGAAAAAAUUAUACUGUGCUUUCAUUGCUUUGGCCAUUGGAUAUUCAUUGAGCCUUUUGUGCCUUAUAGGUGAAUUCAUUCAUUGGAAUUGCAUCGUAAAACGAGACCCACAAUUUGAUAAAUACUUUUUAGAUGAAUAUUAUAAGACCAAGAACAAAAAGCAUUGAUUUGUUAUAACUAAUUUAUUAUUAAAAUUAUUUUACAUGAUUGUUUAGAAAUAAAUAUUUUGUCAGUCAUUUUUUAAGUCUUUUCCAAACAUUAAGUGGCACCAUGAAAUAUAGAGGAAUGUAUUGACUAAAGUCAUUACUAAAUAUACUAUUUAACUGAAUAUGCAUUAGUGUUUUU